GGGGGGCCUCGGGGGCGGGGCGGGGGCGGGGGCGCGGGCGGGGCGGGGCGGGGCGGGUUGGGCGCUGGCGGCCAAGCCGGGUCUCCUCUGCCAGGACGCCCCGCCGCUGCUCGGGAAGAGGCGGGCCCUGCGCGCCCUGCGCUCGCCAUGGCGCUCCCGGCGGCGACGUGAGCGGCUCCGCGGACCCCAAGCGGGGCCCCGGCCGCGACCUGAGUUGCCGCCGAGCGCCCGGGGCCAUGCGACCGACGCGGCUGUGGUCGCUGCUGCUGCUGCUCGGAGUCUUCGCCGCCGCCGCCGCUGCCGCCGCCGCCGCUGCCGCCGCCGCCGCAGCCGCCGCGGCCCCGCCAGGACACUACUUGCCAGGAAGAGUUGAAGAAAGUCCAAUAGAGGAAGAACAAACUGAGCUGGAUUUUGAAGCAUGGAAUUUCAGAUUAAAGAAAAGAAGAAAAGGCCAGGUGUGGUGGCUCACACCUGUAAUCCCAGCACUUUGGGAGACCAAGGCAGGCAGAUCAGGAGACCCUCUUUCCCAGCUGCCCACUCCUCAGCACCCGAAGAUUCGCCUGUACAACGCAGAGCAGGUCCUGAGUUGGGAGCCAGUGGCCCUGAGCAAUAGCACGAGGCCUGUUGUCUACCGAGUCCAGUUUAAAUACACCGACAGUAAAUGGUUCAUGGCUGACAUCAUGUCCAUAGGGGUGAAUUGUACACAGAUCACAGCAACAGAGUGUGACUUCACUGCCACCAGUCCCUCAGCAGGCUUCCCAAUGGAUUUCAAUGUCACUCUACGCCUUCGAGCUGAGCUGGGAGCACUCCAUUCUGCCUGGGUGACAAUGCCUUGGUUUCAACACUAUCGGAAUGUGACUGUCGGGCCUCCAAAAAACAUUGAGGUGACCCCAGGAGAAGGCUCCCUCAUCAUCAGGUUCUCCUCUCCCUUUGACAUCGCUGAUACCUCCACGGCCUUUUUUUGUUAUUAUGUCCAUUACUGGGAAAAAGGAAGAACCCAACAGGUCCAAGGCCCUUUCAGAAGCAACUCCAUUUCACUGGAUAACUUAAAACCCUUCAGAGUGUACUGUUUACAAGUCCAGGCACAACUGCUUUGGAACAAAAGUAACAUCUUUAGAGUCGGGCAUUUAAGCAACACAUCUUGCUACGAAACAAUGGCAGAUGCCUCCACUGAGCUUCAGCAAGUCAUCCUGAUCUCUGUGGGAACAUUUUCAUUGCUGUUGGUGCUGGCUGGAGCCUGUUUCUUCCUGGUCCUGAAAUACAGAGGUCUGAUUAAAUACUGGUUUCACACUCCACCAAGCAUCCCGUUACAGAUAGAAGAGUAUUUAAAGGACCCAACUCAGCCCAUCUUAGAGGCCUUGGACAAGGACAGCUCACCAAAGGAUGACGUCUGGGACUCUGUAUCCAUUAUCUCGUUUCCAGAAAAGGAGCAAGAAGAUGUUCUCCAAACACUUUGAACCAAAGCAUGGGUCUAGCCCACCGGCUCCCUGGAAGAGAUCAUCGAGCCAUCAGAGCUGCCGGAGUUCUGUCUGGACUUUCCAGAGACCAGUAUUCCGUUUUCCUGCCUCCAAAAGGCCUGUCCCUGCAGACAUGAGAGACAGCAGGUCUCAUGGGGGUGACAAGUUUUUUUUUUUUUUUCUGGGAGAAUUUUCAAAAUCAAACAAGUUUCCAGAAUGAUUCUACGGAGAUAUCCCAGGAAAAUUAAGGCUUCUCUUAAACACUAAAAAGCCAUGUAAUUGCUUGUUAGCAAAAUGGAUAUGACACAUCUCUGAUACUUUUUUCAUUAUUGGUUGGGCUGAGCAGUCAGAAGACCUGGUCUUUUUCUUGACUUUGGCAAAUGAGCCAGAGCCCCUCAGGCAGGUCACACAACCUGUCCCAGCCUGUCCCAGCGAGGGACACUGAGUGGCCCUUCAUGUAUGUCCAUGGUGUGCUGGCUUAAAAUGUAAUUAAUCUUGUAAAUAUACUCCUAGUAAUUUAAGAUUUUGUUUUUAAACUAGAAAUAAAAGAUUGUAUAGUGCA
Molecule: messenger RNA, 2019 nt
Organism: Symphalangus syndactylus (siamang)
Lineage: Eukaryota; Metazoa; Chordata; Mammalia; Primates; Hylobatidae
Gene: IFNGR2
Product: interferon gamma receptor 2
Biological process (GO): cytokine-mediated signaling pathway
Cellular component (GO): plasma membrane
Molecular function (GO): cytokine receptor activity; protein binding
Source: RefSeq, a predicted model, not a curated record